Messenger RNA from Quercus robur (English oak), 1681 nucleotides. Its product is annotated as WD repeat-containing protein 55. Lineage: Eukaryota; Viridiplantae; Streptophyta; Magnoliopsida; Fagales; Fagaceae. The coding region runs from base 4 to 1290 and encodes 428 amino acids. Gene Ontology annotation, molecular function: protein binding. The transcript has 13 exons. The record is from RefSeq and is a predicted model, not a curated record.
CCAAUGAGACCAUGCCAACCUGACCUACGAUGUGCAAUUACGAAAAUGCCAUUUAUAUAUAAUAUCUUGUUUUGCAGUUUACACUUCAUACAAGCCGAGCGGCUCUCACCUUCGUUCGUUUCUGCUCCAAAUUUCUCAUUCUUUUUUCUCUAUUCUCACUGCUGGAGGCUAGAUCGGCAUAACUCUUUGCAUUUGUCAUCAAAUUUGGAAGGGUUUGUGGAAAAAAGGGAGGAAAUGGAGAUAGAUUUGGGAAAAAAUGCUUUUGACAUAGAUUUCCAUCCUUCGAGGGACCUCAUCACUGCAGGACUUAUAGAUGGCAAUCUUCACCUAUACCGUUACAGCGCUAAUGUCAAACCACAAAGGUUAUUGAAAGUUCGUGCACAUACAGAGUCUUGCAGAGCUGUUAGAUUUAUCAAUGAUGGGCAAGCAAUUGUGACUUGUUCUCCGGACAAGUCAAUUCUCUCCACAGAUGUGGAGACUGGAUCAGCAAUUGCUCGUCUUGAAGACGCUCACAGUGCUGCAAUCAACAGAUUGAUAAACUUGAGUGAGGCAACCAUUGCCACGGGUGAUGAUGAAGGCUGUAUCAAGGUCUGGGAUACCAGACAGCGUACUUGCUGCAAUACUUUUGCUGCUCAUCAAGAAUAUGUUUCAGAUAUGUUUUAUGCAUCUGAUUCCAUGAAACUCUUGGGAACUAGUGGAGAUGGAACUCUGUCUGUUUGCAAUCUUCGGAGAAAUAAAGUCCAGGCUCAGUCUGAGUUUUCUGAAGAUGAAUUACUUUCCGUUGUUCUCAUGAAGAAUGGUCAGAAAGUCGUUUGCGGAUCACAAACUGGAACUUUGUUACUGUACUCUUGGGGGUGUUUCAAGGAUUGCAGUGAUCGCUUUGUUGAUCUUUCUCCAAACUCAGUUGAUGCAUUGUUGAAGCUUGACGAAGAUAGAAUCAUUACUGGAUCCGAGAAUGGACUCAUAAGCCUGGUAGGCAUAUUACCUAAUAGAAUCAUUCAACCGAUUGCGGAGCACUCAGAGUAUCCUGUGGAGCGCCUUGCCUUUUCCCACAACAGAAAGUUUCUUGGCAGCAUAGCACAUGAUGAGAUGUUGAAGCUAUGGGAUUUAGAUGAGUUAUUGCAAGAUUCUGGAAAAACUCAAACAAGUCAAGAUGCUGUGGCAGACGGUGAUAGUGAUGAGAUGGAUUUGGAAAUUAGCCAUCCAAAGAUUAACAAAGGUACGAAGAGAAAAAGUGAAAGUAAAGGAACUGAUUUGAACAGUUCAGGCAGUUUCUUUGCCGAUUUGUAGCUGGGUAGUGAUGUUGAUCUUUCACUUUCAUCUCAAUUCAGAUGCAAAACUGAUGCAAGAGUUCUUUCAUAAUCCUAUCUUGUGACCUUCAUUUGGCAUCUUGAUUGCUGAGCAGUGUUUACCAUGCCAUUUACAUCAUGGCGGUGAUCGACCUUUUAUGAGAGGAGUAUGAAGUAUUUAAUUUUGGCGUGUCUCACUCUUAUUUAAAUGUUUAUCCCCGGGAGAAAUUUAGAGGAUUGUGACAUAUUUAAGAUUGGGGUGAGGUAAACUGUUCUCUCUGUAUUAUUUUUGUAAUUUUUUGAAGACCCUGAGAGGACUUGGUAUUGUUUUUGGACGUGUCCCUCCCUUUUAUAUAGAAUGAAGUAAGCUCAAUGCUCUUUUGCUCUUCAAA